Molecule: messenger RNA, 231 nt
Organism: Vanrija pseudolonga
Lineage: Eukaryota; Fungi; Basidiomycota; Tremellomycetes; Trichosporonales; Trichosporonaceae
Gene: CMC4
Product: Cx9C motif-containing protein 4, mitochondrial
Exons: 2
Coding region: 1-231 (76 amino acids)
Cellular component (GO): mitochondrial intermembrane space
Source: RefSeq, a predicted model, not a curated record
AUGGCACAAGAAUGCCAGGCCGAAGCCUGCGCAAUCCAAUCUUGCCUCUCGAAAAACAACUACAACGAGUCGCGCUGCGCGGCCGCCGUGAAGGACCUGUACGCGUGCUGCGCGGCCAUGUAUGCGCGGGCUGAGGCAGCUGGAGAGAUCAAAGAGGGCGCGAAGAGCGAGAGCUGUCCCAUCCCUUCGGUGGUCGCGCGCAAGAUGAAGCAGUUCGGCAAGGAGGCAUAA